Molecule: messenger RNA, 3509 nt
Organism: Zingiber officinale
Lineage: Eukaryota; Viridiplantae; Streptophyta; Magnoliopsida; Zingiberales; Zingiberaceae
Product: leucine-rich repeat receptor protein kinase HPCA1-like
Exons: 19
Coding region: 465-3350 (961 amino acids)
Biological process (GO): protein phosphorylation
Molecular function (GO): protein kinase activity; protein binding; ATP binding
Source: RefSeq, a predicted model, not a curated record
AUUGAACUGCACAAGCAAGUGCAAAUGGGCAUGCCUCGGUCUUGUAGACCAUUGCAAGUUGGGUGAGUUCUUAAUUGAGUGCUAAAAGUAGUGGAAGAGAAGGCUCAAUGAUGAAGGUCCACAAUUGACAAUCCGCAGCCAACUACCCUUCCCAUUGGAAGCAUAAUAUCUUCUUCUUUCUCAUCACUGCGACCUUUUCAGUAGCCCAAGUUUGGAAGUUAGCUACAAAUUCCAUCUUGUGCAAUUGACUUUGAAGUCAAGGCAGGGCAUUUUUGAAUAGGCUCCUUUUGCUGGUUGCAAGUUCUUAUGAUCAUUUUUCUACUGGAGUGCUGCAGGGGGGAUGAUGAGGUGUAUCAUGGCAGGUAGGUCAGUUGUUACCUCUUCUGCAGAGUGACGGAAAGAAGAGUUGAGCUUCUGAUAGUGGAGUCAGCAGCUCACAGUACGUGUUCAGCAAUAGCACAGAGAUGAGAACUCCUAUUUUCAUCCUGUGUGCAUUCGUUGCAUGUCUUCAGACCGGUUUGGGAAGCACAGACCCUCAAGAUGCUGCUGCUCUGCUGUCUCUAAUGAGCGAGUGGCAGAACACGCCUCCGAGCUGGGGGGCAUCCGACGACCCUUGUGAAACACCUUGGGAAGGUGUCUCAUGCAACAACUCUAAAGUCACCGUUCUGAAAUUGUCAACCAUGGGGAUCAAGGGCACACUGAGCGCAGACAUCGGAACACUCAGCGAAUUGAGAAUUUUGGAUCUAUCAUUCAACAAUGAGCUUGGUGGUCAACUAACUCCGAGUAUUGGAAGCUUGAUGAAGCUGACCACCCUAAUCUUAGCUGGUUGCAGCUUUACUGGGAGCAUCCCAGAUGAACUAGGAUCUCUACAAAACCUCUCAUAUCUCGCUCUAAACUCAAACCAGUUCACUGGCAAAAUCCCAUCAUCCAUGGGCAAGCUUUCCGAUCUUUUCUGGUUCGAUAUCGCCGAUAACAAGAUCAGUGGACCUCUUCCAGUCUCCAAUGAAAGAGAACCAGGCUUGGACCUGCUUCACCACGCAAAACAUUUCCAUUUCAACAAAAAUCAAUUAUCUGGUUCCAUCCCGGAAAAACUCUUUCACUCAAACAUGACAUUGUUACACGUACUUUUUGAUGGAAACAGAUUAACGGGAAGAAUUCCAGAUUCCAUAUGUCUAGUGCAAAGCAUUGAGGUUCUGCGAUUGGACAGGAAUUCACUAAAUGGCACAGUUCCAUCCAAUAUCAACAAUCUUACAAAGAUCAAUGAACUAAACCUAGCAAAUAACCAGCUAACGGGUUUACUACCAGAUCUGAGUGGAAUGGAUAGCCUCUAUUAUGUGGAUUUGAGCAACAACACCUUUGAUCCCUCAGAAAGCCCAGCUUGGUUCUCGAAGCUUACAUCGCUCACUGCACUAGUGAUACAAUCAGGAGGGCUUUUUGGAGAAGUACCUGAAACACUUUUCAGUUUUCCUCCGUUACAGCAAGUGAUACUGGAUUACAAUCACUUUAAUGGCACCCUUCGACUGGGCAAUUCUGUCAGCCAACAACUACAACUUGUGAGCUUCAAAAAUAAUAAUCUCACAGGCAUCGAACUGACAAACGGUUAUAACCUUACAUCCCUGAUACUCGUAGGGAAUCCUAUUUGCUCUAAGUUACCCACUGCAACAUACUGCACGCUGAGCCAAGAUCCACCAGUUCCUUACUCAACCAGCGUUGUUAAUUGUGUGUCGAACUUGUGCCCCCCAGAUCAGAGUCCUAAUCCUCAGAGUUGCAGUUGUGCCUACCCAUUCCAGGGAGUGAUGUACUUCAGAGCACCUUUUUUCAGAGAUGUGUCAAACAGAACGCUGUUCCAAGAACUGGAAAAUAAAUUGCAGACAGCACUUGAUCUCACACCUGGAUCAGUAUUCUUGCAAAAUCCAUUUUUCAACGACGACUCUUAUAUGCAAAUACAGGUCAAAAUUUUCCCAUCCACUGGAAUGUACUUCAGUAGGUCUGAGAUCCAAGACAUUGGGUUCGAUCUGAGCAAUCAAACGUUCAAGCCUCCACGAUUGUUUGGUCCUUUCUAUUUCAUUGCAUCCACAUACCCUUUCCCAGCCGUAGAAGGAAGAUCCACAAUGAGUGUUGGAUUGAAAAUUGGAAUAGCAGCUUGUUGUGCACUUCUGGUUAUUGGACUUCUUGUAGUAACUAUCUAUGCCUUGAGACAGAGAAGGCGCGCUGAAAGGGCCAUUGAGCAAAGCAAGCCUUUUGGAUCAUGGGCACGCGGGCACAGCGGAGAUGAAGGUAGUGAGGCACCACAGUUGAAGGGAGCAAGAUGGUUCUCUUAUGAAGAACUUAAAAGAUGCACUAAUAAUUUUUCAGUUUCUAAUGAGAUUGGUUCUGGAGGUUAUGGAAAGGUCUAUAGAGGAAUACUUCCAGGAGGGCCAAUAGUUGCAAUCAAGAGGGCGCAGCAAGGAUCAACACAAGGUGCACUUGAAUUCAAGACAGAGAUCGAGUUGCUGUCAAGAGUUCAUCACAAAAACCUUGUAUCACUAGUGGGUUUCUGCUUUGAUCAAGGGGAGCAGAUGUUGGUAUAUGAAUUCGUUCCCAACGGAACACUAAGAGAGAGCCUCUCUGGAAAGAGUGGGAUACUGCUAGACUGGAGGAGGCGGCUGCGAAUUGCACUUGGUUCAGCUAGAGGAUUGGCAUAUCUUCAUGAACUAGCUGAUCCUCCAAUCAUACACAGGGAUGUUAAGUCAAGUAACAUCCUGUUGGAUGAAAACUUGAAUGCAAAGGUCGCAGAUUUUGGCCUUUCAAAGUUGAUGUCGGACGAUGAAAAGGGCCAUGUUUCCACUCAAGUAAAAGGAACAAUGGGAUACCUUGAUCCUGAAUACUAUUUGACACAACAAUUGACAGACAAAAGUGAUGUUUAUAGCUUCGGAGUGGUGAUGCUGGAGAUGAUUACUGCCAAGCAACCAAUUGUGAAAGGAAAAUACAUCGUUCGUGAGGUGAAGAUGGCGAUAGAUGCUAGUGAUGAAGAAUUCUAUGGGCUAAAGGAAUUAAUGGAUCCUGUAAUUCAAAUCGCAACUAAUCUCAUAGGAUUCAGGAAGUACACAGAGUUGGCAUUGAGAUGCCUAGAAGAACUAGCUGCAGAUCGUCCAACGAUGAGUGAUAUCGUGAAGGAAAUUGAGAUGCUGCUGCAUUCUGCUGGUCUAAGCACAAACUCACAAUCAGCAUCUUCAUCUGCCACAGAUAUCAGGAAUUCAAAAGGUGUUAUCUCCCAACCUUACAUUUCUGGAACAAGAAAGGAUGUGAGUGAGGAUAACUUUGACUAUAGUGGUGGCUAUUCAUUCUCUGCAAAACCUGAACCCAAGUGACAAAGCACUUCCUUGCAGAUUAUCUAAUCUAUAUAAGGACAACACUAAUUUUUAGCUGGCAAUCUGUGCUAAAAUGUAAUAGAACUGUUCAACUGUAGAAAAAAACGUGUUUCUAGGUGAGAAUGGAUUCAUAUUAAGAACUAUCAUUUCUUUCUCAAA